AUGUCACUGUCUGUACCCACUACCGGAGUUCUUUCCAAGAUUACCCAACGUUACGGCUCUCAAUAUUUAAUAAAUCCAAAAGUGUUCGAUAAAAUCUUUAAGAAGUUGGAUUUUAAGGAAUAUUCCUCAACUCUCAAAGUUUUAGACAUGUACCCGGGCCCCUGUGUUCAAAGUACUAUGUUCUAUAAUAAGUAUCAGCCAAAGCAGUAUGUGCUGAUGGAGUCAAGAUCGCAAUUCGUGAAAUUGAUAAAAUCUGAAUUUCCUUUUCCCUCACCUCUCGAACGUACUGAACGUGAUCCUUACCAUUGGGAAUCAUUUAUUGAAAUUAUUGAAAAGGAGAAGUUACUGGUACCUGAGAAGCAGCCUUUGACACAUAUUCACAAUUCCUUUUUGGUUGUCGGGAAUGUCACCAAUAGAAACAACGAAUCAUUGAUAAUGCAAUGGUUCCAUUGCAUAGGUAAUAGAAAUUGGCUGCAAAGAUUUGGAAGAGUCCGUAUGUUGUUGUGGGUACCUCUCUCCACUGCUAGCAAAUUGAUGGCUGAACCAAAAAGUAAACUUAGAAGUAAAGCUUCUGUAAUCAGGGAAGCCUUUACUGACACGCGAUUGUUAGCCAUAUCCAAUAUUGCUGAGUUGAAAAAAUUUGACAAGAUAGUGUUAGAUGAAAGUAAUCCUAUUGUUUUUGGUGAAGAUAGUAUGUUAAAAGGGGCUGGAGUAUCAAGUGCCACAUCAAUUGCUUUAUUGGAAAUAAAUCCAAAAAAUCAUGAUUUAGAUCUAGAAAAUUGGGACUACGUGACCAAACAUUUAAUGAUUUUGAAACAAACAAAGUUAAUCGAUGCCCUGGAAUCCCUUGGCCAUGGUGCCAAAGAUUACUUUACCGAAAAGAUUGAAGACUCAACAUACUUGAACAAGACACCUGGCGAGAUGACCAAUGAUGACUUUAUUUAUCUUACAAAGAUAUUUGCCAACUGGCCCUUUAAACCUGAUAUUUACAUGGAUUUUGUUGAUAUUUUACAAGAGGAAAGCACAUCAUAA
Messenger RNA from Naumovozyma castellii, 1032 nucleotides. RefSeq names its product RNA polymerase specificity factor (gene MTF1). The transcript has a single exon. The record is from RefSeq and is a predicted model, not a curated record. Bases 1 to 1032 code for a protein of 343 amino acids. NCBI's taxonomy places the organism in Eukaryota, Fungi, Ascomycota, Saccharomycetes, Saccharomycetales, Saccharomycetaceae.